Molecule: messenger RNA, 1647 nt
Organism: Erythranthe guttata (spotted monkey flower)
Lineage: Eukaryota; Viridiplantae; Streptophyta; Magnoliopsida; Lamiales; Phrymaceae
Source: RefSeq, a predicted model, not a curated record
CUCAUUUCUCAUUUCACAAUUUAUUUCUUUGAAUCCAAUCACAAAAGUAGACUUCAACUCCAAUGGGCGCCUGAAAAUCCCUCCGAGAAAUGAGGCCGCCCAUUCGAGCCCGAAUCCCCUUCUCCAGACCGCCCUCCGCCGCCGCCCACCGCCGCUGCCCAAAAGACGAUGACGAAAAUUUCAUAGCAAUGCUAAACGACGUCGCACGGAGCAAGCAGAGCUGGACAAUUGCCCUCGACAACCCCACCAUUUCCGCCCGCCUCACCCCCCUCCACAUCGAGGGUUUCAUCCUCCAUAACCUCCACGACUCGAGGUUAGCUCUCCGCUUCUUCAAUUUCCUCGGCCUCCACAAAAACUUCCGCCACUCCACGGCGUCGUUUUGCUUGCUGGCCCACUCCUUAGUCCAGCUCUACUGGCCGGCGUCGUCGCUCUUACAAACCCUACUGGAUAGGGAACAGAACCACCGAAGUGCUGUUGUGUUUCGGACUUUGUUUGAUUGCUAUAAAAGAUUCGAUUUUUAUUCGGCCUACGCUUUCGAUUUACUGAUUCAGAGCUAUGUCCAGAGUCGAAAGGUUCUGGAUUCGGUUGUCGUUGUGAAGUCAAUGAAGGAAUGUGGUUUGUUUCCUGAAGUGAGGACUGUGAGCGCAGUUUUGAAUGGGUUGAUCCGAAUAAGGAGAUCCGAUAUGGUGCUCGUCUUGUUCGACGAGAUGUUCGUGGGAAACGACGGGCUAAGACCGGAUGUUUAUGUGUACACCGCUGUGAUUAGGAGCUUGUGUGAAUUGAAAGAUUAUGAUAGAGCAAAGGAAAUCAUUAGCUCGGUUGAGAAGAAUGGAGAUUGCAAAUUGAAUGUGGUUGCGUAUAAUGUGUUGAUUCAUGGGCUAUGUAAGAGUGGGAGAGUGUGGGAGGCCGUUGAGAUCAAGAAAACAUUAGGGUUUAAGUCUUUGAAAGCUGAUGUCGUGACAUAUUGCACUUUGGUCCUCGGUUUGUGUAGAGUGGAUGAGUUUGGACUUGCGCGAGACUUGGUGAAUGAGAUGGUGGUUACGGGAAGUGAGGAGGCUUUAUCGAGUGAUGUAGAUGGAAUUAGAAAGAAAGGGGAGGUUGGUGAGGCUUAUGAUUUGAUUGAUAAAGUCGGGAAACUUGGGGCAAUGCCGAAUAUAUAUGUUUGUAAUGCUAUGAUUCACUCCUUGUGUAAAGAUGGCAAGUUAGAAGAAGCGGAUUUGCUUUUCUUGAAUGGAAAAAAGGGGCUGCUCGUAAACGAUGUAAGUUAUAACAUCAUCAUUCAUUCGUUCUGCAAAAGAAGAAAAGUAGACGAAGCCGUUUCCGUUCUUGGCAAAAUGCUCGGUGCAGGAAUAGAACCAACGGUUUACCCAUAUAACAUGCUAAUUAGUGGGCAGUGCAAGUUGGGGAAGUUGAGUGAAGCCCGUGCACUGUUUGCAUCAGAUUCAUCCGGCAAUGAAGCGGGUCUUCUCUUCUCCACUCACCACCUUAUCCUUCUGCCGCCCGUCAUUCUCGAUAGCAAAACCCAGCGCCGUUGCCGUCAAUCCCAGAUCUAACAUAUCCUCUCGAUGUGAAAGAGAGCACCACUACAAAAAGAGAGAAAAGAGAGAGAAAGGGGUGGGGCGGUUGAAGAAGAGAGAGAACCAGGGU